UGUGUUCAGUGUUAAAAAAAUAUUAUAUGGCUCUUACGUAAAUACAUUUUAAAAUAUUUGGCUUCUUGGCUCUCCCAGCCAAAAAGGUUCCCGACCCCUGGUCUAGGGGAAAGUUCUGUGGUCAGAUGAAACAAAAAAUGUAGCGUUUUUAACCCUUUUGAAAUCGUGAUAAUGUUCCCCUUUAAUGGUGUUCUCUUUUCAAAUCUCCCGCAGGAAAAGAUGAGCUAACCGUCAGCGACGGGGAAACCGCCACGUCUUCCCGCCUUUAACUGUUCCCCCAUGUCUGUGGAGGAGAUAGUCCUGCAGGAGUGCAGCACCCAGCUCUGCCUGUCGGUGUACAUCAUCACCUUCGUGCUGGGCUUCCCGGCCAACGUGCUGGCCUUCUACACCUUCAGCACCAAGGUGAGGCAGAAGGCCACGCCCAUCGACAUCCUGCUCCUCAACCUGACCAUCUCGGACCUCCUCUUCCUGCUCUUCCUGCCCUUCAAGAUGCGGGAGGUGAUGAACAACAUGCUGUGGGAGAUGCCCUACCCGCUGUGCCCGCUGUCGGGCUUCAUCUUCUACAUGACCAUCUACAACAGCACCUUCUUCCUCACCGCCGUCAGCGUGGAGCGCUACCUGGGCGUGGCCUUCCCCAUCCAGCACAGCCUGAAGCGCCGGCCGCUCUACGCCGUCGCCGCCAGCGUCUUCUUCUGGAUCUUCUCCUUCACCCACCUCAGCAUCGUCUUCAUCAUGCCCAUCAUCGGCGCCAAGGAUGACCUCCUGGAGGACCCUCUGAGCGCCAACGAGGAGCAUCGGAACGCCACCGCCGGACUCAACGCCUCGACGUCGGCGCCGAGGAUGGUGCAGGUGUGCUACGACAACUUCAGCGCGGCCCAGCUGCGGGUGCUGCUGCCCGUGCGCCUGGAGCUCUGCCUGGUGCUCUUCUGCAUCCCCUUCCUCAUCUGCAGCUUCUGCUACAUCAACUUCAUCCGCAUCUUGUCCAGGCUGCAGCACAUCGACCGGCGCCGCCGCCUGCGGGCCAUCGGCAUGGCGCUGGGGACGCUGCUGGUGUUCGCCGUGUGCUUCGGCCCCUACAACGUGUCCCACCUGGUGGGCUUCCUCACCUGGCAGAACCCCGAGUGGCGGGACAAGGCCCUGCUGUGCAGCACCUUCAACGCCUGCCUGGACCCCCUCAUCUUCUACUUCUCCUCCUCGGCCGUGCGACGCACCGUGGGCGGCGUCAUGCGGGGGGUGAAAGGUCGCCUGAGUGGGUGCCUGACCCGCGGGGGGCGGGCCCGGCCAGAUAAGGAGCGCAAACAAGAGCAGAUCAACGCCGUCUGAUUUAUUUCUUUACCGCCGCCGGCAGGAAAUGAAGGUCCUGUUGAUGUUUUCACACGUGCGGACGGCUCACCUGGCGUGUCACUUCCUGUCGGGACCAUAAACAACCCGCUUGUAAUUAAUACUCUGAUGGACGCAAACAAUAAAACCAGUAUCAGAGGACAUUAGACGUCAUUCAGUCUGUAAAUAAGAGGAUGUUAUGUUGCGUGCGACCUUAUUUGAACACUUUAAGAAUCAUGCUGCCUUAAUAUUCAAUCAAUCAAUGUUUAUUUAUAUAGCCCUCAAUCACAAGUGUCUCAAAGGGCUGCACAAACCAUAACGACAUCCAAGGGCAAGGAAAAACUCACACCCGAUGGGACGUCGGUGACAGUGACAAUGAUGACUAUGAGAAACCUUGGAGAGGACCGCUUAUGUGGGCAACUCCCCCCCUGCCUAGGGAACCGAAAACAAUGGAUGUCGAGCGGGUCUAACAUCCAUCCAUUUUCUACCGCUUAUUCCCUUUCGGGGUCGCGGGGGGCGCUGGCACCUAUCUCAGCUACAAUCGGGCGGAAGGCAGGGUACACCCUGGACAAGUCGCCACCUCAUCGCAGGGCCCGGGUCUAACAUGAUAUUGUGAAAGUCCAAUCCAUAGUGGAUCUAACAUAAUGGUGAGAGUCCAGUCCAAAGUGGACCCAGCAGGAAACCAUCCCAAGAGAUGUCCCCAACCAGUUGACAGGCGAGCGGUCCAUCUGUCGGGACCCCCCCCGCCCAAUCCCUCCACAAGAGAAAGGGGGGCAGAGGAGAAAAAGAAAAGAAAAGAAACGGCAGAUCAACUGGUCUAAAAAGUGGUUUAUUGUUGUUAUUGGAUGCAUAGUCGGGAUGUUCCCAUACCAAUGUUUUGGUACCGGUACCAAAAUGUGUUUCGAUACUUUUCCGAUUCUUUUCUAAAUAAAGGGGACCAAAUUUUUUUUUUUAUUAUUAUCUUUGUUUGAACAAAAAAUCUUAAGGUACAUGAAAUAAAUGUUUAUUAUUGCAAUUUAGUCCA
Messenger RNA from Nerophis ophidion (straightnose pipefish), 2344 nucleotides. RefSeq names its product free fatty acid receptor 2. Gene Ontology annotation, cellular component: plasma membrane. NCBI's taxonomy places the organism in Eukaryota, Metazoa, Chordata, Actinopteri, Syngnathiformes, Syngnathidae. Gene Ontology annotation, molecular function: G protein-coupled receptor activity. The record is from RefSeq and is a predicted model, not a curated record. Gene Ontology annotation, biological process: cellular response to fatty acid; G protein-coupled receptor signaling pathway. The transcript has a single exon. Bases 280 to 1323 code for a protein of 347 amino acids.